GCCGAUGCUGCUUCCCUUUAAUUACUACGCCGUUCCCCCUUGGCCAGCCCGCAUCGGCGAACCCUAAACACCGACCUUGUUCUGCUCCCCUUCCUUUGGAACGACUUGCAAUCCAUCGCGCGAACGGCAUGGAGGUGGUGGCCGUGAAGGACUCGGCGAUCUCGGAAAAUGGAACUGAAAGGACCUUGUAUCCGUAUGUGACUGGUACAUCAGUGAUAGGCAUGAAAUAUAAAGAUGGUGUUAUUUUGGCUGCUGACAUGGGAGGUUCCUAUGGAUCCACUUUACGAUACAAGAGUGUAGAGCGUAUAAAACACAUUGGUAAACAUUCUCUUCUUGGAGCAAGUGGAGAAAUCAGUGAUUUCCAGGAGAUUUUGCGUUAUCUUGAUGAGCUCAUCCUGUAUGAUAACAUGUGGGAUGAUGGGAAUUCGCUUGGUCCAAAGGAGGUUCACAACUACCUCACUCGGGUGAUGUAUAACAGGCGUAAUAAGUUCAAUCCUCUUUGGAAUUCACUUGUUCUUGGUGGAGUGAAGAAUGGCCAGAAGUAUCUUGGCAUGGUUGGCAUGAUUGGCACACAUUUUGAGGACAAUCAUGUUGCUACUGGAUUUGGAAAUCAUCUUGCAAGGCCAAUACUUCGUGCUGAAUGGCGUGAGGAUUUGAGCUUUGAAGAGGCUGUUAAGUUGCUGGAGAAGUGCUUGCUUGUGCUCUUAUAUCGUGAUAGAUCAGCAAUUAAUAAGUUUCAGAUUGCGAAGAUAACCGAUGAAGGGGUGACCAUCUCUCAGCCAUAUGCCCUGAAGACCUAUUGGGGUUUCUCUGCCUUCCAAAACCCAAGCAAGGGAGCUGAGGGAUCAUGGUAAUCAGCUUUGCACCCACAUUUGUGAGACUUUGGUCAGGUACAAGACAAGGUUUAGUGGAAUACUUUGUUACGAUGAUGUCAUUCCAGUUUGUUAACCUGAGCAAGAAUUGAUUACAAUUUAUGCUCUUUCAACUUCUUUUCAAGCUUGCAUUAAUUUGGUCAACUAGUUGAAGGUUUGCCUACCUAUAAAGAGUUGUGUUAUUA
This is a messenger RNA of Musa acuminata AAA Group (dessert banana), 1057 nucleotides long. Its product is annotated as proteasome subunit beta type-4-like. Gene Ontology annotation, biological process: proteasomal protein catabolic process. Lineage: Eukaryota; Viridiplantae; Streptophyta; Magnoliopsida; Zingiberales; Musaceae. The record is from RefSeq and is a predicted model, not a curated record. The transcript has 7 exons. The coding region runs from base 129 to 854 and encodes 241 amino acids. Gene Ontology annotation, cellular component: nucleus; proteasome core complex; proteasome core complex, beta-subunit complex.